Messenger RNA from Amaranthus tricolor (Joseph's coat), 2016 nucleotides. Its product is annotated as UPF0481 protein At3g47200. The transcript has 2 exons. The record is from RefSeq and is a predicted model, not a curated record. Bases 562 to 1917 code for a protein of 451 amino acids. NCBI's taxonomy places the organism in Eukaryota, Viridiplantae, Streptophyta, Magnoliopsida, Caryophyllales, Amaranthaceae.
AUAAUGAUGGAAAGGAAGUUAUUGUUGAGGAGGAGUGGAUGAUCAUGGGAGUAAUGGGCAGCAGCUGGUGGUUAUGAUGGAGAGUGGAAGAUAGUGGGCAGUUAUCCACCGUGGAAGAAGGAUGAUCAAAGAAUGUGGGUGAGUGGGAAGUUAGGUCCAACAGGUAGUUACUUCCAAGAAAGGAAGUUAAGGUUUCCUGAAAAUAGAAACCCUAUGGGUCAUUCAGGAAUAAUGGGAGAUUCAAAAGCCCAUUUGACCAACAGUCAAAGUCCACUGUAAAGGUCAAGGGGUAUUUUGGUAAUAUGAUGCAAAUUACUAAAUAAAUAAAUUAAUUGAGUAAGUAGUACCAUGACAUAUAUAAUUAAAAAUAUACAUUAAGACGAAUUUAAAGAGAUCUUACAUUAAUAUAUUUUAUCUUUUAUAUAAAUUUCAAAAAUCAUAAUUAAAUUUCUUUGUCCUUAAACUAUAUUAGAAAAUAGAGGAUCGGGGUAGAAUGCGUAUAUUGAUCUGCUAUCUAUCUAAUCUCCUUAAUUCCCCAUCUGAUAAAAUUAAAGUUCCGCCAUGGGCAGUAACACCCCAAGUGAAACCCAAAACCCAGACCACGAUCACGAAACGAUCAGCAUCAUAACGAUGGACGAAAACCGAUUACAAUCCAUCCAACAAAAAAUAAACACACCCCCAAAAAUCCUAAGCAAAACAGCCGGCCGAGCAACCUGUUCCAUCUUCAAAGUCCCCAAAAGCUUCACAGAUGUCCAUGGCGAUCUUUACCAACCCAAAAUCAUAAGUAUAGGCCCAUUCCACCAUAACCGCCCACAAUUCCAAAUGAUGGAAGAACACAAAUACCAGUACUUGGGUCAACUCAUAGCAAGCACAUCCGUCAGUCUCCCGCAACUGCUGACAGCCGUAGCUCCGCUGGUGGGGAAGGUUCGAGAGUGUUACUCGGAAGAGAUUGAUUAUGAUGAUCAAGAGUUUCUGGAGAUGUUGGUUGUUGAUGGGUGUUUUGUGAUUGAAUUGUUUAGGAAAGUUGCAAGAUGGGAAGCCAUGAAUGAAAGUGAUGAUCCAAUUGCGUCUAUGUCUUGGAUAUUUCCGGCUCUUUUGAGGGAUUUACAUAGGUUGGAGAAUCAGAUUCCGUUCUUUGUUUUACAGUGUUUGUAUGAUUUAACUUGUGGGGAAUUUGUUGAUAGCAAAGUUAGUUUGGCUACUCUUUCGUUGGAAUUUUUCAAUUUUAUUAUUCAGAGGCCCACUGAUAUUAUCUUGCAAUAUAAGGAUGUACAACCCAAACAUUUAUUAGAUCUCUUACGAUCAAGUUUCAUCACCCAAGAGUUAGACCCAAAGGACCUUUCAAACCAAAACAAAGCUCCUUCGGGCCAUGUGGUUCCUUCAGUUUCAAAGCUUCGACAAGCCGGAAUCCAUCUAAGGCCGGGCAAAUCAGAAAGCUUCCUAGCAAUCAAGUUCAAACGAGGGGUGAUCGAAAUGCCAAGGAUAACGAUGGACGAUUUUUUAAGCUCAUUAUUAGCUAAUUGUGUCGCAUACGAACAAUGUCACAAGGGUCAUUCCUCAUACUUCACCACGUACGCAACAUUCAUAGAUUGCCUUAUAAACACGGCUAAAGAUGUUGAGUAUCUUUGUGACAAGAACAUAAUCGAGAAUUAUUUUGGAACUGAGGCUGAAAUUGCUACAUUUAUUAACAAUUUGGGUAAAGAAGUUGCAUUUGAUGUUCAUCAAUGUUAUUUAGCUAAUUUAUUUGAUGAUGUUUAUGCGUAUCAUAAAAAUAAUUGGCAUGUUUAUUUGGCCACUCUUAAGUAUACUUAUUUCAAUACUCCUUGGUCAUUCAUAUCUGUUGUUGCUGCUUGUGUUUUGUUGGUAUUGACAAUUUUGCAAACAUUGUAUACUGUUGUACCAUACUACAAAAAAUAGUGACUGGGUAUGUUGAAUCUUUUCUCUAAGGAAUAUUAAAUUUUAUUUUUCAUAUGUAAAAUUACAUGUAAAGGUUAAUUUUAUAUGUGUCUUUAAUCA